UUUAAACACCUUUUUGUUGAUACUCUUUAGUUCCAAACUCACUCAUUAAUAAAUGUUUGAAAUUCUUAGUUCUAUAAUUUGUGGUACUAUUUAACAUGAUGCAGGAGAUUUAUCAAGUGAACUUGAGGAACAAUAGUAGUCUUGUCAAUUAACUUGGAACUGGAGUUAUGCACAAACCAAGUUAUUUGGGUAACUCCACUGAUGUUAUAUUGUUAUAUAGUCCCUAAGAAAAUCCUAAUGCUCCUCUGAUUUUCCAUUCCUUGUACUCUGAUAAAGAAAACGUACUUGCAAAUAUGCUGUUAUGCGGUUUAUGCCUAAUGCGUCGGUUUAUGUGAGCGAGAGAUGGUGUAGGUAACAUGCCUUGCCUCAAGCUGCAAGGGCAAGCAAUUGUUCGACGACAUCAAAAGCCAAAAGAACAAAAUAAAAAGAAACAAGAUACUAAUAAGAAAGAGAAUGAAGUAAAUUAUUCAAAAAUGUCUAAAGAAAACACAGAUCCUACCUCCUAGUCUAGUUCCAUUUCAUCCACGAGAUAAAAUAUGCGCCAUGCCUUGGUACCAUGCAACCGUCAGAUUGCCUUACUAAACUUGUUAUGAAUAGUAACUCCAUGUCUAUCUAAGGGCCAGGGAUUAAAGGAAAAAAUUAACCUCUACUGAACGGUCGUAUACGAGGAGACUGGCAUUCAAUGCACGACUAAUGCUUUUUUAGUUGAUUGACGACAUAUCAACUGGCAAGAUUUAUUUUUUGAAAGGAGAGAAAGAUUACUUAACUUUUAUAGAUCAUUUUUUACUGUAAAUUUUGGUUGUUGGAUGUUGGAGAGGUUUGGGUUUUGAAUUUUUGAUUCCACUAAGAGUCUGCAAAGAAAAUGAAGAAAUAAUCUAUUUCAGUUCAUCUGGGUAUCAAGGAAAUCAUCAUCAUUUUCUUAAGGAUUUUGAAGCUACUAGAGUGUGAAGGGAGAUAUUGGAACAAGAAACAUGGAUGUGGUACUGGAGGAUAGGAUCAGUGACUUGAACGAUCCAAUUAUUCAUCAUAUUUUCUCAUUUCUUCCAAUUAAAAAUGUAGUUGCUACAACUGUUUUAUCUAAAAGAUGGAAUAACUUGUGGAUCUCUACUCCUAUUCUUAACAUACACACUUGCCGUAAGUCAGAUUUAAGUUUAACUUAUGAUGAGAGAACACUCAGAUUACUCACUGGUAUGAGGUGUGAAGAGACUUGUGGACUGGUCAUUAUUCUGAAUAGAAUGCUAAUACCUUCUACUUCAGCGGUUCCUAGUAAUAUGACAACUAUUAAGAAAUUUCAUCUCAAGUAUCAUGCUUAUUGUGAAUUUGAGGGUAGAUUGUUCAGUAUUAGUUGGAUUUAUAAAUGGAUCUCUAAUGUAGUAAUGCGUAAAGUUGAAGAAGUCACUCUCUCUGUAGGAAAAGGCUACAUUUUGCCUACAUGUUUAUUCACUUGUGAAACCUUGACUAUGUUGGAUAUUAAAAUGGGUGGGGAUCUUUCGUCGAAAAUUAAGAAAACAGGGACUUUUGAUUUUCCUCAAUCAUUUUCACUUCCAAGGCUCAAGAUCCUUCACCUUAUGCGCAUGGUGUUUGUGGAUGAGGAUUUGAGUGCACAACUAUUUUCGAACUGCCCUGUCCUGGAGGAAUUGGGGUUAACCCAUUGCUACAUGGUGAAAAAGAAGGUUUUAUGUAUUUCAGUUGCUUCAUUGAAGCGGUUAUUCAUUACCAACUCCAGGACAUAUAGUUGUAAGCUCAACAUACAUUGUCCAAAUCUACAGUCUCUAACACACAGUGGCAUACCGGAUGAUUAUGUUGAAAUGGAACAUGGGUUUUCAUCCCUAGUCAAUGCAGACUUUAACAUCGCUUAUGAACUUCAACGAAGGAAAACAAGGCAAUGUGGUCUAAAAAACCUUAUUGGAGGGGUUUCAAAUGUAGAGUUUCUGACAAUUUCUGGUGACACCCUCAAGUCUCUCUACUUGGAACAUUGCUUAACUGAAUUGCCUAGCUUUCAUAAUUUGAGACGACUGGAAGUGAAUUCGAAGUCUAACCGAGCAAAUGCUUGGGCAUUUUUUGAUCUUCUCCAUAGCUUGCCUAAUUUGGAAUUACUUGUCAGUACUCCAGGUUUUCAUCCAAAACCAGAUCACUGUGAUUUUCAGAGAAUAAGGGCGCCAGAGUGUGUGUUGCUGAAGUUGAAAGCUGUGGAAUUUCGGAGUCUUUUUUGCCAGCAGGUGGAACUCAAUAUUAUAAAAUUCUUUCUGGCGAACUCACUUGUUCUGGAGACUAUGACACUUGUGUUCUGCCCAACUUCAAGGCAAGGCCGGAAGGACAGAUUUAUGAAGACGGUACAGAUGUUUCCGAGAGCCAAUACAAGAAACUUUGUGGCGUUUUUCUUCUUUCCUUAUUUUGAAUUAGCAUCAACAACUUAGGGUUGUUACUUGUUACUGUUGUCUCCAACACUACAACUUCUUGAUGGUUUUUUGUAAACUGAUAAUUGUAGACGCAUUUUGU
This is a messenger RNA of Papaver somniferum (opium poppy), 2499 nucleotides long. RefSeq names its product F-box/LRR-repeat protein At2g29910-like. The transcript is spliced from 4 exons. Gene Ontology annotation, molecular function: protein binding. The coding region runs from base 972 to 2417 and encodes 481 amino acids. Lineage: Eukaryota; Viridiplantae; Streptophyta; Magnoliopsida; Ranunculales; Papaveraceae. The record is from RefSeq and is a predicted model, not a curated record.